GUUUUGGUACAAAAAUAAAAAAAGUAAUUAUUUAGAUAUAGAAGAAGAUGAUUAUCAAGCAUUAGUAAAAUAUCUCACUGAAUUAAAUCUAUCACCUGAAUAUGAUGAAGUACAAGAUUGCAAAUUAAAGGCUUAA
Messenger RNA from Dentiscutata erythropus, 136 nucleotides. The record is from the annotation of a GenBank genome assembly. Lineage: Eukaryota; Fungi; Glomeromycota; Glomeromycetes; Diversisporales; Gigasporaceae.